Messenger RNA from Mesocestoides corti, 1143 nucleotides. The record is from the annotation of a GenBank genome assembly. NCBI's taxonomy places the organism in Eukaryota, Metazoa, Platyhelminthes, Cestoda, Cyclophyllidea, Mesocestoididae.
AUGUUGGCAACCGCGACCAGAGGUCCACUUUCUUCCUACAUGUCCCUUUUGACCGCCUCUCCAUCUAUGCCGCCAUCGUUUGCCUCCCAUGAUUGGGGUAAUAGUGGGCGAGUUUCGCAUGGCCAAGAAAGUUUUCCCUACCGGAAUGGGGCGUUUGCUUGCCCAAUGCGGACGGGUUGUGGUGGUUUCACCCCUGUCCAAGCACGAGAAACCUCGCUCUCGAUUUAUCGCGACUGCGCACUAGCACAACUUUUAGCGUUGGAAGACCAGGUUUUCGCGGAUGUUUCUCCUCUUCUUUAUGUCGACCCGGUAUCGGAAGAUAAAGUCGAUGCUUCUAUGCGGGAUGUUUCCUUGACACGUCUAAGGUCGCUACACCGUGCGUACUAUGAUCUGUCUCCCGUUGUCUUCUGCAAGGCCGUUUGCUUGGUUGAUACUUUCAUCACUCGAGUGAAGGUCAAGCCGAAGUACAUGAUGUGCGUCGCUGCGGCUUGUUAUUAUAUCGCAUCAAAGUUCGAAACUGGCAAGCAAACGCAAUUAACCGUUGAAAGUCUUGUGUGCCUGACGCGCUGUGGUGGGUCGUCCUCUGAUUUGGUUCGUAUGGUGGACAUCAUUUUGACAAAGAUUGGCCCCUCAAAAGUUGCAGCCAUUGGUGCUUCAGCAGCGACCGCCCUCGAUUUCCUUUCACUCUUUCUGAACCCCGACGAGGAGCAUUCGGAGUAUUCAAGCCUCCCAACCUUCCUUGUUAGGCAGCUGGAGAUUGCGCUGUGCUCAACAAGUUCAGCACUUUUCCGACCAUCCUGUCUUGCUUUGGCUCUCUUGGCGUUAUACACCGAGAAUGCCCCCCUUGUUUGUACAGAAGAUUCUGAGUCUCCGGCCUUCCAUUCACUCCAGAGAAUCACCCUGAACUACUUAUUUACCUUGGCGAACCAUUAUAAUGUUGGUUGGGUCGACGUUGAUACUUGUUCUCGAGUACUUCUCGACAACGGCACACUCGAAAGUUACUCGGUCUCUCCAUCCAAGUCUCCAAUCAUGUCUUCGGAAGUAGUGUGGAACCUCUCUAGGAGAACCAGAUUAAAUCUCUUAGGCUCGACUCAGCCGUCACUGAGAACUAUAACCGAAGGGGUGGGGGAGGAGGACGAAUAA